This is a messenger RNA of Penaeus chinensis, 2676 nucleotides long. Its product is annotated as solute carrier family 52, riboflavin transporter, member 3-B-like. The transcript is spliced from 4 exons. Gene Ontology annotation, molecular function: riboflavin transmembrane transporter activity. Gene Ontology annotation, cellular component: plasma membrane. The coding region runs from base 379 to 1785 and encodes 468 amino acids. The record is from RefSeq and is a predicted model, not a curated record. NCBI's taxonomy places the organism in Eukaryota, Metazoa, Arthropoda, Malacostraca, Decapoda, Penaeidae. Gene Ontology annotation, biological process: riboflavin transport.
UAAUGUCUGUUUAUAAUGAGGUAACACAGCAUAUCAUCGAUUGCUAGAAAGCCACAUUAGUCGUGAAAAAGUGUGAGAGAAAAUUAUCAGUAGAGAAAGAGCUGACAGGAAAAGCACAAGUGUCGUACCUCAGUGUUACGCGAUUGUUCCUCUUACGCAAUGGUUGUUAUUCAUUAAGUGUAUUCAUGAAAAUUACACGUAUGAAAGAUUAUGAAUGGAAAGUGAAGCUGAUCCUGUCUUUCCUCUAAGCAACCUACCAUUCGGUGAAAAUGCUCUUCGUCGUGUGAUAUUCGUCAUUGCCUCUCUAUUUUGGUGGCAUUUCAUCAUCCUUUGUGUUCUGUAAUUCCCUCUUUCUGUCACUGACAAGAAGCCGACGUGAUGGAAGACCGCAGUGUUUCUUCCGCCUCCAACGAGGAUAUCCUGCCUUGCCCUAUCCAGGAAGAGGAUCGGGAACCUCUGUUAAGAUCUCAAGAGGAUACUGGGAGAACCACUAUGUUACACAGGAGGCCUUUAGUGGACGUACUGGCCGCCCUCUUCGGCGUCGGCGCGUGGGUGGCUGUGAAUGGACUCUGGGUCGAACUCCCCCUGCUGGUGACAGAUCUUCCCGAGGGAUGGAACUUACCGUCCUAUCUCUCCGUCAUUAUUCAGAUCGCCAACAUCGGUCCCAUCGCUUACUCUUUGCUCAGCGCCUUCCGCCCAAGCCUGCGGCCCGCCAGCGUCAUCUACGGCGUGCUGGUGAUCGGCUGUCUGUCUUCGCUGCUCCUUUCUGUGCUGUGGCAGGAGACGACAUGGAUCGGAGGCGCGGAACAUUCCACAGCGCUGCUGGCACUGGUGUUCCUCCUGUCACUGGUGGAUUGCACGUCGUCGGUUUUGUACAUGCCAUACAUGGCCGUCUGGAGAGGGAUCUACCUGCCCUCGUACCUCGUCGGCGAAGGACUUUCGGGGCUCUUGCCGGCGCUCGUAGCCCUGGCCCAGGGCGUAGGGGGUAAUUCCGAGUGCAUUAAUGUCACUAACCCCGACAACACGACGUCCUUGCAGCCCGCGCCUCUCCAGCCCCUUUUCAGCGUGACGGACUUCUUCUUCAUCCUCUUCGGCAUGAUGGUGGCCAGCGCCCUCGCCUUCAUCCUCCUGGAGAAGCUGCCGAGCAUCAGGAGCGAGCGCACCUCGCUGCCCGGCCCCACCUACAGCGAGUCAGCCAUGGAAGCUUCGCGCUCGAAUACCCAGCUGGUGGGGCGCGAGACCACGCCUUCGCCCAAGUCCGAGCCGGCCUCCAUGAGCAGGCGGAUGUACGCCGUCAUGCUCUUGGGCCAGGGAUGGGCGUGCAUGCUGACCAACGGCGUGCUGCCCUCCAUCCAGUCCUACUCGUGCGGGGCGUACGGCAACGUGGCGUACCACCUGGCGGCGAGCCUCUCUGCCUUGGCCAAUCCUUCGGCCGCCCUUCUGACGCUGGUGCUGCCGCGGGCGAGGACCUGGAUCUUAGGCCUACUUGGCAUGCUGGGCUCGCUCGUGGCCGCCUACAUCCUGGCCACCGCCGCCCUCAGCCCUCAGCCCCCUCUGAUGGGCACGACAGCGGGGGAGGCACUCGUGGUGCUGGCUUGGGUGGUGUUCACUUUCAUCAUGACCUACGUCCGUGUGGAGAUCGCCAACCUGAUGCGGGAACAAGGAGCUCGAGCCCUCUUCUGGUGCGGCGCCGUCACCCAAGCAGGCUCAGCAGUGGGUGCUGUCACCACCUUCGUCCUGGUCAACGUCUAUAAUCUCUUCACGCCUUAUUAUCCCUGUUCGUAGUUACUGCUUGUUCCAUCGAUGAGGAGGCAGGACUAGCCAUGUAGUUUUAGGGGACUUCGGACAGUGAGUUGGUUACAGAUGAUAACACCGUAGCUGAAUAUAUUGUCAUUGUGUUACUGGUGUCCUACUUUUAGGGUGAGGAUGUUUUGUUUGUAGUGUGUAUUGUAAUAUAUUUUGACGAUAUACGGGAGGAUCCGCUAAAUGUUUGUAUAUAGUAUAUAUUUUGCCAUAUAUCAAUUCUUGUAGAGAAUAUAUAUAUAUAAUUUGUCAUUGUUAGACUUUUCUACAUACAUUAUGAUAAUAGAGUCACCUUUAUAAUUUUAGUUAUUAUAGGCCUAUAUAUAUAUGUUAUGUCUGUAUUAUAUUUAGCCUGAAUAUAGAUUGUUCUCAUCGAAUAUGCUCAGCAAAGAAUCAUUUGACCUUAAACACCAAAACCCAUAUUUUAAAGGAAAUAAUGUUUCUAAACCUGAUUUUACAAUCCACUUUUUUGGCAUUUUUGUGUUAUUUUUAUGAAGUGUCGUUAUUGAUAAUUGUUAUACGAGUCAAGAAACUGCAUUUCCUUUCAUUUAUGUUAAGAUACACCCACCUAACUAUAUUAUGUAUUUGCCUUACUGUAUGUAUGUUUUAUCAUAUAUUUAUAUCAGUAUAUUGUACUAUUUUGUUUGUAGAAGUAAAUUCUAUUAUAAUUAAGUUGUAAAUAUAUAAGUAUAUAGAUAAUUCCUAACAAAUGAUUAAUAUUGAGAAAUUUACAUACAGUAAUUUCAGGCUUGGAACAGAGAAUUUUCUCAGAGAUAAAAUGUCUUAAAUUUUUUUUGUCACUUUCUGAGUAGAUUUGAUCAAUGAUGUAAGCUGCAGGCAGCACAUCACCAGUAAAAUAUAUUACCACAAGUA